AUGGCUUCAGCACCCUUUUUGCUCAGUUUUCUUCUUAUUUGCUCUGCUUUCUCACUUCAUUUCUCCAAUGCCAACUUUGUGCUUCCUGUUGUCAAGGACACCAUUAAGUCCCAAUAUUAUACUAGCCUCCUCGUAGGAAACCAUCCUUCAACUCGUGUGUAUUUAGUCAUUGAUCUUGGUAAUCAAUGGUCAUGGUUCGCUUGUGACCUCUAUGGCUACAAUACUACCUCCCACGAAUUACCCUGCGACUCACCCAAGUGCGAGCUCUAUGCACCAGGGACUUUCUGUAGUGCUGGCUCUUGUGGUGUUGAUGCCUACACCCCGUGGAGUAGGGGCCUCUACUCCAAUGGCCUCUUAGAGGACACAACGAGGGUAUACAAACAAACCAAACAAAACUCACUAGCUCAAGUACUCUCUAAAGCUGACUUACCUAAUUUCCCUUUUACUUGUGCAAAUAAAGGCCCCUUGAAGGGCUUAUCACCUCAUACCAAAGGGGUGGUUACCCUUGCUAGGGUACUUGUUUCAUUGCAUUCCCAAAUCUCUUCAACUUUCAAAGUUCCUCGUAAGUUUGCUCUUUGUCUUCCCAGCUCCACUUCUUCGGGUUAUAAUGGGGCAAUCUACUUUGGCGGAAGCCCUGAUUAUUUGUCCAAAUCACUCAUUACCACCCCACUUGUAAUCAAUCCUAACAGUACUUCACCAAUUUACUCACCAGGAGACGCUUCAGUAGAAUACUUUAUUAAGGUAAGAUCUAUCAAAGUCGAUGGAACCCCAAUUCGCUUCAGUCCCUCAUUGUUGUCAUUUGACAUCAAGGAAGGAGUUGGGGGGACAAAGAUUAGCACAAUGGACCCUUACACUGUACUACAUAGUGAAAUAUACAAGACUCUUGUUAACGUUUUUGUAACAAAAGCAACCGCCAUGAAGAUGACUAGGGUCGCUUCAGUGGCUCCUUUCGGAGUGUGUUUUAGCUCUAAAAGUGUGGUUAAUAAUGCUAAAACUGGUCCAACAGUGCCAAUUAUUGACAUUAUAAUGGAUGGUAAGAGUCCCUUGUUGCACAAUAAGAAUGCAAGGUGGAGGAUUUAUGGGGCGAACUCAAUGGUGAAGGUUUCAGACAGUGUAAUGUGUUUAGGAUUUGUGGAUGGUGGUUUAGAACCAGUCACUUCAAUAGUGAUAGGAGGGAAGCAAAUGGAGGAUAAUUUGGUGGAAAUUGACCUUGAAACUUCUAAGCUUGGAGUUACCUCGUCUCUUCUUCGCAUGGGUACAAACUGCUCCAAAUUCAAAGGAAUUUAA
Spinacia oleracea (spinach) is the source of this 1287-nucleotide messenger RNA. Its product is annotated as probable aspartic proteinase GIP2. Gene Ontology annotation, molecular function: aspartic-type endopeptidase activity. The record is from RefSeq and is a predicted model, not a curated record. NCBI's taxonomy places the organism in Eukaryota, Viridiplantae, Streptophyta, Magnoliopsida, Caryophyllales, Amaranthaceae. The transcript has a single exon. Bases 1 to 1287 code for a protein of 428 amino acids. Gene Ontology annotation, biological process: proteolysis.